AUCAUGAUAAUGGUUACUUAGAAAUUUAUUAUUUGAGGGAGGUACUAUUUUGAGAUACGGUAAAACUCAUUUGGUAAAACUCAUUUCUAGACUAUGGCUGGGAUCAGCAGCAUCGGAGUUGUGGGCGCAGGCCAAAUGGGCGCCGGAAUCGCCCAACUCGCUGCCGUGCACGGCGUUGACGUAUACCUAUACGAUGCCGACUUCGAAGCUCUCAAACGAGCCCAUAAAUCCAUCUCCAGUAACAUACAACGCCUCGUCUCAAAAGGUCAGCUCUGUCAGGAAAGAGGUGAGGAUGCUAUCAAACGUCUAAAAGGCUCACAAGAUUUGGAAGGUUUGCAAUCUGUGGAUAUAGUUAUUGAGGCUAUUGUUGAAUCUGAGGAUGUAAAGAAAAAGAUGUUUGUGGAUUUAGACAAGAUUGUAAAGAGCUCUGCAAUCUUGGCUUCUAACACUAGCUCUAUUUCCAUAACUCGUUUGGCAUCAGCAACUAGCCGACCAAGACAGGUGAUUGGCAUGCAUUUUAUGAAUCCUCCACCAAUUAUGAAACUGGUGGAGAUUAUCAGGGGCACAGAUACAUCGGAUGACACAUACAAUAUAACUAAGUGCUUGGCAGAAAGGUUCGGCAAGACAAUUGUUUGCUCCCAGGAUUACGCUGGGUUUAUUGUAAACCGAAUCCUGAUGCCAAUGAUAAAUGAAGCAUUUUAUACACUUUACAAUGGAGUUGCGACUAAAGAAGACAUUGACACAGGGAUGAAACUUGGAACUAAACAUCCAAUGGGCCCUCUGGAACUCGCAGAUUUUAUUGGGCUGGAUGUUUGUUUGGCAAUAUUAAAAGUCCUGUUCACUGGCCUGGGGGACAUGAAAUAUGCUCCGUGCCCCCUCCUCGUGCAAUAUGUUGACGCGGGCAGGCUUGGUAGAAAACGGGGCAUUGGUGUGUAUGAAUACAGACUUGAUCCAAGGGGCAUAAAGGGAUUGCCUCGACUCUGAGAUAAAUAGUACUCCUACGUAACAUGGAUACAAAUGAUGUGCCCUUCACAAAGGCAGCGUGCAUAAACUUCUGUGUGUUCUUGAAGAUUCUGGUUGAAGGGUUAUUCAAUAAAAUACCCUUUCAGAAAGGUCCUUGUAAAGAGAAAUGCAUGCCUAUAUGCAAAUUGCUUUGUUGGGUCAUUUAAGAGUUGUUGAUGCUGCUGCUGCUACAUCCGAGUGCUAUUGUGUAAGGUUUUUAUAUCACUAUUGAAAGCAGAAAAUAAGAGUGGUAUCACUGGUAUCUAAGUAUGUCAUUACUGAUUCAUGUUAUGGUGAAAUAAUGGUUGAAGGUAGGC
Messenger RNA from Cuscuta campestris, 1319 nucleotides. The record is from the annotation of a GenBank genome assembly. Lineage: Eukaryota; Viridiplantae; Streptophyta; Magnoliopsida; Solanales; Convolvulaceae.